GCGUAAAAACCCGGAAGAUAGACAAGAUGGCGCGGGAUGUUGAUGGGCUUUGUGAUUAUCACAUGUUUAAUGCAAGGUUUGCAGGAAAAGUACCUUGUCUUUCAAUUGGUAGAGAUAUACUACCCGAAGUGUAUGGUAAUGAGAAGUCAGAGAUCACUGGUAUACACUUUCAGAAAGUGAAUGAUGGCUUUGUUAAGGCAGCUAUCAGAAGUGAUUUGUUUAUGUCAGUAGAUUGGCCCAACGCUCCAACCAGGAACAUGCUGCAGGGACCAAAUCUAGAUCUUAAUACAGAGGGAAACCGCUUUGAAAUUGUCCCACCAAACUUGUGGCUUCAAAUAACAAACCUUUUGCUGCAUCUUAAGCAUGCCUUAAUUCAAAUGAUGACCCCUGCAAAUGGACCUCCACCCCAGUCAUUACAUGAUGGAUUAAAGAGCGACAUAUGGACUGGUGGGAUAAACAACUCCCGUAAUGAAACACCUAAACCUGUGCGAUUGGCGUCACUAAAGCAGAUCAUUGGAGAGCAUUGGGUUGAAAAUGCGUGGAUACAAAGCUUUGCCCUUUGUAUUACUGAAGGUAUGGGCCAAGAACAAUCAUCUAUCCAAGAUUUCUUAACGAACCUACUUGGCUUGGGUACAGUAUGGUCAGACAUUUACUGUAUAAAUACACCAGCGGAAACAUCUAGGAAUAAGUCAUUGAGGGAAGGCGUUAUGCACUGUCUUACUUAUGGAUUUCAUGAAGAUCAAAUUGAUAGAGCAACUGAACAAAUGCAACGUCCACGUGAACAAAGAUUAAGAGAACGUGCACGUGGACGUGAAAAAUAUUACGCGACUGAAGAUGGGAAAUUGACUCAUAGAGUUGUUAUACCUAAAGCUAUGGAUGACAGACAAAGAUCCAAGUCUAGAUCCCCUUCUCCUACAAAUGACAUCCGUCCACAGGUAAGGCGGCGUAUACCACCUAGACCGUUGCCACCAAACGACAUCCAUGAUUUUUUGGGGGAUGCAGAUAAUUAUGAUCUGCAUGCCCCCAAUUUACAUAACUUUUUUGAACCACACAAACCAGAUUGUGUAGUAGUUAAAGAGCAGAAUAUUGGACAGAACCUGUCUGCAGCACUAUUAUGUACAGUGGAAAUUUGCUCCUGGCAAAGGUUUGGGGAAGCAAAUUUUAGACGAACUCUGAAUCAUGCAACACAUCAAUGUGUACAGCAGUGCCUAGCUGGGUUAUCAUUUAACCAGGAACAUAUUUUGGGCCUCGUUUUUGUUCCAGAUGGUAUUAAAUUGGUUAAAGUUGAGCGAGAUCCAAAUCAAAUUUACAGAGUAACAGAAACAGAUCUGAUUACUUGGGAUGAUACCAACCUGAUACUUCAAUUACUUCGCUAUUUACAGAACUCCUUCAAUAAUUAAGGGACAAGGUUCCGUGUGGGGGGGGGGGACUCCUAAAUAUAUUUCUAAGUAUAUUUUAAAACUCUUAAAUUAAAGAUACCGGUAUAAUAUACAUGACAUAUUUAAUGUUCUAAUAUUUGUACAGUUUAGAAUAAAUUUCUACAGAAUCACUAAAUAAAGGCUUGUUACCAUACAAGGGCCUAAUUUUUAUCACUAUUACAACUACAAGUCAUUCAGACAAAAAAUACACUUUUCUUAUUAUUAUAUGCAAAUUAACAAAUUAAGACUGACAGACCAAUAAUAUUGCCCUUCUUUGAGAUACUUCUUAUCUCUAUAUCUUUAUGUCAAUCUUAUUUCAGAAGUUCACUUUAAAACGCUUGCAGUUCAUACUCACAACCAUACAUAUUCAGUAUACUAGUGUAUACUGGUAAUAAUAAUAAGCUUAUUCUUUUACAUAUCCUUUCCACGUCCCUAGCUUAAAAAUGCGUAAUGAUGGAAAAAACAACUUUACAGGGUUUGCAUGGAGCCUCUUGUUUUCAAAUUUGGUUUUCAGAGAAAUAGGCACCAUCUAUGGUGUGUAGACAUCAUACUGACCAAAUUGUAACAUAUAUCAUAAAAAGGAUGAUUUUAUCCUGAAUAUUAAAGGGCCACCGUUAUAAUAGAGUUUAAUAACAUGUAAAACUAAUUAGAUUAUACAAGAUAAACAGUAGCAGAGUGACAAAGAGAAAAUAAUCAGUUGUUGACAGCUCAAUUUAAUUUACAUCAUGAUGACCUUUUAGUUUUACAUGCAAUAGUUAGAAUGACAUAAUAGAAUAAUUUGCUGUCAGCAUCAAUCUAUAUUACAGUUUCUUUACAUGUGUUUAAACUGUAAAGGUCAUGAUGUAAAACAAGUGUGAAAAAGUGUGACAUCUGUAAUUAUUUGCACUGUAUAUAGAAACUAUAUAUUUUUUGAAUCAGUGUGAAAGAAGCUAUCAUAUGAGACUGGAAGUGACAUUCACUUUACUAGAAGUAGCUAAUUAUCUCCCUUAUUUCACAGAAACUGUUGAUAGGAUGCCAAUUUUAACUUUGAGAAAACCAGAACUUUCUUCUUAAAAUAUUGAUGUGAAAAGGCCUUCUUUUUUCUUUCUUUUCUUUCUUUUUAUUUUUCUUCUGCCUAAUUUUGUUUUUGUGAUAAAUAUUUGUUUCGCAAUAUGUUGCUUAGAUAUUUUUCAUAUUAUAUCUUAUAGUUCAUGCGCUUUUAGAUUUCAUCCUGCUAAGACAAACAAUUUUCUUUGUAAAGAGUUAUCUCUGUUUUCCUUGUGACUGCAUCUUUUCUGUAACCGAAAAAGAAGGGCUGAAUAGCUAGUCAAGGUCGCUAAAAACUUCCAUUUGUUUGUGAAGGUCACGGUCAUAUUUUUGAUUUUGGCUUAUUUUCUAUUCUUUCUAAAAACUGUACAUGCUGUAUAAGAUAUCGACAACAUAUUUUUACUGAAAUUGUAAGUUGCGACAUCUAGUAACACAUGAAUUUUGGUUGAAACAUUAAAGUGGAGUUUUCUCCCCUCUUAUAUUAAAAAUUAGGCUUAUAGUGAUAUAACUCAUUAACCAUCCAUGAUUAAGACCUAUGGUCUUUUGAUUUAAAGAAAAUUGAAGCCCUUGGUUUAUGACCUUGAAAUUGAACUCAAGGUCAUAGGUUGAAUUGAUGUCUAGAUUUUAACCUUUGCUUUUACCUCAUAAUUAUACAUGAUAAAGCCAUGGGACUUUUUGCAUUACGUUGCAAGACACGUGACCAUGGAAAAACCAAAUUGAAGUGACCUUGUGUAAACCAGAAGUAGCUAUUUUUUGUACUCAUUUAAUGCAAAAGUGAAUUGAACAAUAUAUUUUGGGAAAAAGUAUCAAGUAAACUAUCAAGUAAACUAUCAAAUAAUGGGACAAUAACUUGAGUUAAGUGUAUGGAUCUCCCUGAAAUUGUGCCACAAGAUUCCAUAUCACAAAGGGAAAGCUGUGAUUGAGUUUGGGGGUAAUAGUGAGCUUAUCUUUAUUAUAUUUAUUUCUUUAAAUGCUGGACUUGUACAAUUAUUUGUCACUUAUUUAUUUAUAAUCUUUACAAUAUUGUUGAUGGAUUGAAAUUAAGACAAUGAAAUUGUGUAUAUUUAAAAUUAUUUAUACCAUGGUCAUCAAAUUGUCAUUUUAAUUUAAUGUAUUUGAUGGUAUGUUCUAUUUGUUAGUAAAGUUUAAUUUUAACAUGUUAUGUACAUAUUAUGUCUGUUUAUAAAAAAAUAUUUUGUUUGUUUGUAUUAUAAUUAUUUUUAUUUUUAACCGGAUUUUUGUGACAAAAAUGUCGGUUAUUGAUUUGGGGAUGUACGGCGGGCGGCCGGGCGGGCGGGCGGGCGGCAAUCAAAUGUUGUCCGUGCAUUUACUCAUGAACCGUUCAACCAAAGCUUUUAAAAUUUUAAUAUGUUGUUACUGACAACUAAAUGAAGGUCAAGUUCAAUAAUGGCGAUUUUGACUUUUACCGUUCAGGAGUUAUGGUUCUUGAAAGAUUGAAAAAUAAAGUUUCCAGUCAUGUCCCUGCAUUUACGCAUGAACUGUUCUACCAAAGCUUCCCAAAUUUUAAUAUGUUGUUACUGAUGACAAAAUAAAGGUCAAGUUCAAUAAUGACGAUUUUGACUUUUACCGUUCAGGAGUUAUGGUUCUUGAAAGAUUGAAAAAUGGAGUUUCCAGUCGUGUCCGUGCAUUUACGCAUGAACUGUUCUACCAAAGCUUCCCAAAUUUUAAUAUGUUGUUACUGAUGACAAAAUGGAGGUCAAGUUCAAUAAUGACGAUUUUGACUUUUACCGUUCAGGAGUUAUGGUUCUUGAAAGAUUGAAAAAUGGAGUUUCCAGUCAUGUCCGUGCAUUUACACAUGAACUGUUCUACCAAAGCUUCCCAAAUUUCAUUAUGUUGUUACUGAUGACAAAAUAGAGGUCAAGUUUAUUAAAGACGAUUUUGACUUUUACCGUUUAGGAGUUAUGGUUCUUGAAAGAUUGAAAAAUGGUGUUUCCAGUCGUGUCCGUGCAUUUUCUCAUGAACCAUUCAACCAAAGCUUUUGAAAUUUUUAUAUGUUGUUACUGAUGGCAAAAUAGAGGUCAAGUUCAAUAAUGACGAUUUUGACUUUUACCGUUCAGGAGUUAUGGUUCUUGAAAAAUUGUAAAAUGGUGUUUCCAUUCACGUUGUUGCAUUUACUCAUGAACCAUUCAAUCUAAGCUUUUCAAAUUUUAAUAUGUUGAUACUGAUGACAAAAUGGAGGUCAAAUUUGAUAUUGACGAUUUUCACUUUCACCAUUCAUCAGUAAUGGUUCUUGUGAUAUUGCCAGGACACAAAUAAAUAUUAAUAAAUCCGGUUUGCUGUCGUUGUGACAGCCUCUUGUUUUUCAUUAGAAACCUCACAAAACCAAUAACUUGUCAUUGAUUGAAGUGAAAAUAAAGUAAAAAAAAUGAAUUGCAUUCUACAAAUGUAUUUAUAGAAAUUAUUAUAUUUAUAUUUUCUUAAUCUAUUUUACAUAGUAAAUAAUUGUGUUAUUUUGAUAUGUUCGUAUACAAAGUUAAUAUUCAUAUACAAACUUAAUGGCAAUUCUUUAUUCACAUUUAUGAAUAAUGGUCUUUAUAUAAAAGUUGAUAAGUUUAAAAAAAAAUGUUUUUACAGACAAUGAAAUAGUUUUUGCAGUGAUUUUGCUAGCAUUCGUCAUUUUCGUAAUUUACGAAACAGUUUUCAAAAUGGCAAAAGAAUUUCAAAUCAAUUUCGUCACUUAAUUCUGAAAGUAUAAAGAUAUUUUCCCAUGAAAAUACUGUGAAUCUACCUGUCUCUGUGUUUUUGACAAGUUUUUGACCCCAGGUAAUUAACAUUUGCAACAGGUGUGAAUGAUUACAACUAAUCUGAUUAUCACCAUCGGAUGGGUCACUAAUCCGUUAAUUAUUAAUAAACCUCAUAAUUGACCAUCAUAAUUAUUUUCCCUAUAAAAAUCAGUCAGCAUUUCAACAACUAGGAGUAUAGUUUUAACAUUGAAUCAAAUACUGAUAACUACCAAAUAUGCCUAAGACUUGGUCCUUUAGAGUCGGACAAAGAUGUUGUUAGAAAUAUACAUCCUUGGUCCCUUGCUGUUACACAUUGACAAACUACGGUUAACUUAAAGUAAAUGUAGAGACAACUAAAGGUUUAAUUUUUUCAAAAAGCAGGAUGUAAAAAAACACAAAAUUUUAUUUGAAUAAUAAUGAGCUUGAAAUAGUUAAAGAUUAUAAAUAUCUUGGUAUAUUCUUUUGUAAAAGUGGAUCAUUCUUGUCUACAAGAAAGUAUCUAAAGGAACAGGCAACUAAAGCCAUGUUUGGAUUAUUGAAGACAUGUAGAACAAAUAACUUAUCUAUUGAAUGUCAAAUUGAUUUGUUUAAAAAAUUAGUAGAACCUGUAAUACACUGCUUUUGAGACAAAUUAUAGAAAACUUCAUCGGCUCUAACUGAAAAUAUGGACAAUUUUAUGUUUAGGGGGUCUUUUUUAAAAUUGAAUAAAAAACUAUAUAAUAUAAAAAAAAAAAAAAACUGAAUAAAAACCUGUUUUUUUUCUAAUUAUACCUUGGGAAUGAGAAUUGUUUAUGUCAGUAUAUAAGAUUUUAUUGUUUAAACUAAAGAUAGCAAAACAUUUUACACUGUUUGAGUCUUUUUAUAAGUUUUCUAGAAAUAUGACUUUCAUAAUGCUUUAAGGGCAUACGAUACAGUUUUCAACCUGUAUGUACAAGUUGAUGAAAAUUUGCAUAUAGGCUAUUCUUUACCUCAUUAAAUCAAAUAUGUAAUAAAAAAUAUACCUUCAUGUGCUACUUUGUGAGUAAAAUGAGUUCGAAAUUUUGUAUAUUUGCUCAAAAUUCAGAUUUGUGUCCGUAUUUUCUUUUUAGAAAGAAAGACAUAACUUUUUUGUUUUAAAAGAUAAACACAAAAUGGUUUUUGUUAAAUAAUCGGUAAUUUUUGUAUUUUAUAAGUAUCAUUAACAAUUUUUAUUUCGAAAUAACUCUAUAUUUAUCAAAUGUUCAUGAAUAGAGAGGAAAAAACAUCAUUUUUUGCUGCAUGUUUAUCAAAAUUAAAAAAAUUGCGCUAUUUACAGUUUUAUAAAAUUUGGGUCACAUAAUCUCCUUGCAAAAUGAAACAAAUUGCUGUUUAAAAAGAUAGGGGUCCAUGCACUCGUUUUCAAAUUAAAUCAGUUUGAAUGAUAAAAAUCAGUUGAAAAAUGCAUCUUUUCCUGAUAUAUCAGAGUUUGACGUCGCGAAAAUAACAUUUUACGUUAGCAACGUCAUUACCUCCCCUGUAACUGUAUCGUAUGCCCUUAAAGCCAUGCAGUACUAUUGUGAGUGUUUGUUAUUUUUUUAAUUAAUUUAUCAUGUUGCAAAUAUACAUGUAUAGCAUAUUUCUUUCUUAUUUGACUAUACAGUUACCAAUGAUAAGGAGAUGGAGACAUGAAUACAAAUCUAUACAGAUAAGAUAAAUACAUAUAAUGAAUUAUUUGCAAGCAGUGAACAAUCAAUUAUCAAAAACAAAACAAAACAAGAACUGAUUCUUCUUAAUAUUUUAUUUUCAUUCAAAUAGAAAGGCAAUAAGGGUACUAUAAACAUAUUACAAUUUGAUGGAAAUUUGAAGAAAAACACAAUUUCUACAUCAUACGGUUACUUUUAUGACAAAAUUUAUGUCCCCACCUGAUCUGAGUCCUAAUCUCCUGACCAAAAUUUCCAAAUCUCCUGAUCUGAGUUUCACAGUCCAUUAAACUGCCACGAAAAUUUCCCUGUUUACAGUAUAUUGAAAUGGAUGGUUGAGGUUCCAACCCACAACCACAUGAUGUUACUGUUUGUAUGUCAAAAUGAUUGUAACGAAUAUAUUGGACUCUAGUCCCCAGUGGUCAUCCCAAUCCUUUGUCAUUUGAUAAUGUGCAAAAUAUUUCCAAAGGGUCAAGAUCCCCAACCCUAUGAAUCCCCUGCCAUUUUAAAAUGUUGUGAAAUGUUUGUAUAACUUAUCAUUUGUACCCACACCCUUAACCAUAUACACUCCUGUGUGUCAUGUAAAAAAUGCUUAAUAGUGUACAUUGUAAGCCCUUUUUUGUCAUUCCUACCCCAAAUAUCUUGUAAUUUUUCAAUAUUUGAACCCUUAGUUCAUAUAUAUUCAUGUCAAGAUGAAUUGAUAAAUGUACAGGGUUAGCCUUUAUGUGUCAUUCCAACCAAUCUUAUUUGAGGAUAUUCUAUUAUCUUACCUCCUAUACAUUUCUAGGAAUAUGGUUGGUUAAAAUUGUCCUCGUGGAAACCGUGUAUAUUUAAUAUUAGGUUAGCUUAUUUCAUACACGGUUAGUAGUGGAGUUACGUCCUUUUAUAUUCCAUAUAAGGUAAUAAGGAGUCUGGGCUUAUUUCAUACACGGUUAGUAGUGGUGUGACGUCCCUUUAGAAAAACAAAACAGUACUGAGAAAAAAUCUUAAAGGUUUCAACAGAUGAAGAAAGUGAAAUAAAUUCAUAAAACACAUUUAAAUCUAAAAAGUUGUCAUUGUUGGCAUCUGUUUUUGUAGGAUCAACGGAAGUAGUUUCUUAAUCAUGUUAAUGCUAACUGUAUUGAAGACUUGCUCAUUUUGUUUUAAUUUUACACGUUAAAAUAGGCGGUAAGAUAAAUUCGUUACAUAGUGUGCUAGUGACGUAAUACAGGAUAUAUGGGGUCAGUAAAUUCCAUAUUUGGAUUCCAGCUUCGCUCUCACACCAUAUGGAAUUUACUGACCCACUAGUACACUAUGUAACUAAUAUUAUCUAGAAAAUAGUCAAUUUUCCUUCUAAACCAUACAUUUUACGCAAGAUGAAUUGAAUGAAUAAUAUAGGGAGACCAAAGGGGUUUAUGUUAAUGUGGACCUUGUUUGGGAGGUUUUGUUAUAUCUUUCUGUUACAAUCAUUUCUUGUUUUAUCUGAUGUUGUAAAUAAGCCUUUUUGUUAAUCUUUAUCAUCUUGUUUUUUUAAUGUGGCCAGUAAAUAUUUCAAAUUUCACAGUCAGAUACAUUUAUAUGAUAUGCCAUUCAAUGAAUUUGCUCCUUGUUGAGUCUUAUUUGAAUUUUACAUGUUGUUUUCAAUUAUAUCUUUUUUAAAUAUUUAUUUUAUUAAUAUCGUUGUAGACUAAAGGAGAAGGUAUGGUAACUGUAAUGCCAUUGUUUUGGCACCUAUAAUUUGAAUCAGUUUUAGUAUUGUUGCAUUUUUUCUUACUUAUUUGUUGUUAACUGCAUUAGGUCACACUUCUAAUAAUAAGUGCAAAAAAAACCCUUAUAAACAGUCUCAUUUUGAGUUCUUAUUAUCAACUUUUGAAUACACAAGAGUUUCACUUUCAUUUGAUAGAAAUUUUGUGAAAAAGUCACUUUUCAGGUUAAAUGACCAAAAUGUAGCUUUUUCACUUUUUUCAAUAUUUUUGCAAAAACAGCAUGCUUAAUUUCUCUCUGACAGGUUUUUUCUGAUAUCUAUUUGUGUUUGUGGUAUUUAUUUCAGUUGUUUUACUCAU
This is a messenger RNA of Mytilus trossulus (common blue mussel), 8888 nucleotides long. RefSeq lists its product as uncharacterized. The coding region runs from base 27 to 1400 and encodes 457 amino acids. The transcript is spliced from 4 exons. The record is from RefSeq and is a predicted model, not a curated record. Lineage: Eukaryota; Metazoa; Mollusca; Bivalvia; Mytilida; Mytilidae.